Messenger RNA from Myxocyprinus asiaticus (Chinese sucker), 8122 nucleotides. RefSeq names its product dedicator of cytokinesis 10 (gene dock10). NCBI's taxonomy places the organism in Eukaryota, Metazoa, Chordata, Actinopteri, Cypriniformes, Catostomidae. Gene Ontology annotation, biological process: dendritic spine morphogenesis; small GTPase-mediated signal transduction; positive regulation of GTPase activity. The record is from RefSeq and is a predicted model, not a curated record. Gene Ontology annotation, molecular function: guanyl-nucleotide exchange factor activity. Bases 672 to 7076 code for a protein of 2134 amino acids. The transcript is spliced from 57 exons.
GCAGACCCGAGCAGACAGACAUAUACUGUCAUAUACUGUAUAUGCCAAGAGAAGAAGAUGGGGUGGCACAGGCCGGGUGGAUUUAAUCAAGAUGGUUUGAGACUUUAAUAUAAACCUGAUAUUAGUCCUUAAAAAGAAUAUUGCGGACCCCAGAUCUUGUUGAACUUUAAAAGACUUCAGGAAAGCUUCGGCGUCUGGACUCUUACGGACUCUUUUGCUGGUGUUUCCUCAAAGAAAAAAUCCUUCUGGGAUUGGGCUUCAUGUGGGAAUCCUUAAAAUCCUGAGCCAGUUUGGGGUGUUCAGGCAUGGGCUGCACAGCCAGUGUUUUUCUACUGCAGGCUUUGCGCUCCAUACUGAGAAGAAACAAUUCACGAAUCUGUUCUCGCCAGCAAGAACAACUUUCCAUCACAUACACACUUGAAGAGGGGACGGUCAACAGUGAAGCCCAAACCAUUGUCAUCAUGAAAAAGCCAUGUGAACUUCAGCCACAGAAUAUCAGUGAAUUGCAACAGAUUGUUUGAUUUGAAGACUACGGUCCCUGGACUUGCCAUGAUGAUCAGUUUGACAGCUUUCUUUACUCUGAACUGUGACUUUUGAACAGUGAUCAGGGAACAGUAGGAGUCUGACAUCUAAAACUAGCUGCCAACAUACCAACUCGAAACAACUUGGCAAUGCAGGAGAAGCCCAAACUGAUUGACCCUCUGGACUAUGAGGCUGUGAUCUCAGAGCUUGAACCCGAGCUGAGGGAAGACCCCCUUCAAGACCUGUUGCUAUUUCCAGAACAUGACUUAACUGUGUCUACUCUUUCAGUGGAGAGGAGAACGGUUAAGUCCACUGUGCCAGAGGGAGCUGAUGAACAUGCUGAAUGUUUGCUUGUCAGACAGGCCUGUCAAUACUUCAACUCCCAUCUGCAUGUGGUCCAGUAUAAAUAUGAAGAGUACGCAGGUGACUACCGCAUGCUUCCCAGGAAGCUGUGUAAAGCUGAGAAAUUGCCUUCCCACUCAUUUGAGAUUGAUCAUGAAGAUAUGGACAAGGAUGAGGAUACCACUUCUUUGUCAUCGUCUAAAGGAGGAGGAGGAGGUGGAGGUAGUGGUGGUGGAGGGGGAAUUGGUGUCUUUAAGUCCGGCUGGCUGUAUAAAGGAAACUUUAACAGCACUGUUAACAACAGUAUCACUGUUCGGUCCUUUAAGAGGAGAUAUUUUCAGUUGACACAGCUAACUGACAACUCUUAUAUCAUGAACUUCUACAAAGAUGAGAAAAUCUCAAAGGAACCCAAAGGCUGCAUUUUUCUGGACUCAUGCACAGGGGUAGUUCAGAAUAGCCGUCUAAGGAAACAUGCCUUUGAGUUGAAAAUGAAUGAGGUGACGUAUUUUGUCCUGGCUGCUGAGAAUGAGCAGGACAUGGAUGACUGGAUCAACACUCUAACACGCAUCCUCCAGAUUAGCCCUCCAGAGGGCCCAGUACUGGACCGCAAGAGUAUGGACUUGAGCGACAGUAAACAUGAUAUCAUUGAUUUGUCUUCGAAUCAUGUUCCUGUCCCUGAAAAUGAGGAAGCAACUGAAAAUGGAAUCCACCCUGACCUAGCAAGGUAUAUUUCUGAAACUGAAGAGGGGGCGAGAGCUGCCAGAAGAGAAGGAAGACUUAACCUGUUCUCCCUGGACCCUGAUAUUCCUGUUUUGAGGAGUUUGAGAAUGGAGUUUGGCGAAUCUGCUUUUGUCCGGCCAUUUGAGGAGAAGCUGGGGAGGAGACUGAUGAUCUGCUGUCGCUCACUGAACCUUACACUGCAGGGCUGUGUGAACGAGACUGACACUGAGCCUGUCACUAAUAUUGAGCCUUUUUUUGUGUCAGUCGCUCUGCUGGACAUUCGUGAGGGCAGGAAGGUUUCCGCUGACUUUCAUUUGGAUUUAAACCACGAGGUCGUGCGGCAGAUGCUUAACAGCUCGGGUAAUCCCAGAGGUCAAGGGAUGGCUGGAGGUAAUGGUGUUCCACAGGAGAAUGGACUCAGCUCUCCGGCAGAGAAGAAAACAGAUGACUGUCAACUGAGCACAGAACUGGAGAACUGGCUACGCUUCCCUAAACAGGCAAUUUUUUCUAUUACAAACCCUCACACAGACAUUGUGAUGGUGGCACGAGUGGAGAAGGUUCUGAUGGGAAAUAUCACGAGUGGUGCAGAACCCUACAUAAAAAACACUGAUUCCAGCAAGACUGUCCAAAAGAUGUUGAAAUCCAAUAAGCAGUUCUGUAGCAAACUUGGAAAGUAUCGAAUGCCUUUUGCCUGGUCUGUAAGGUCAGUAUUUAAGGAUAAUCUGGGUACAGUGGACAGGGAAUCGCGGUUCUCUCCUCUGUUCAAACAGGAGAGCAACAAGAUCUCCACUGAAGACCUGAUCAAACUCAUCACAGAGUACAGGAGGGCUGAGAAGACCAGUAAACUCCAGACCAUCCCAGGAAACCUUGAAAUAAAUGUGGACUGUGUUCCCAUGGAGUGCCCAAAUUGUGUAACGUCCUCAUAUGUUCCUCUGAAGCCGUUUGAGGACUGCAGUCUACAUGCUCCUACGGUAGAGGUGGAGGAGUUCCUGCAGGAUUCAGCUAAGUUUGCCCAGCCUUACAGAGUCUACAAGAAUCACAUCUAUGUGUACCCCAAACACCUCAAGUAUGACAGCCAGAAAAGCUUUGCAAAGGCUCGAAACAUUGCAGUUUAUGUUGAGUUCCGAAGCUCUGACGAAGAGCAUGCCAGGCCAUUGAAGCGCAUCUAUGGAAAGCCAGGAGAUCCAGUUUUUACUUCGGCUGCCUGUUCCACUGUUCUGCACCAUUCACAGAAUCCAGAUUUUUAUGAUGAGGUGAAAAUCGAGCUGCCAACACAUUUGCAUGAGAAACACCAUCUGCUCUUCUCCUUUUAUCAUGUGACCUGUGACAUCAAUGCCAAGACUAGCUCUAAGAAGAAAGAGGCUCUUGAAACACCAGUGGGCUAUGCCUGGUUGCCUCUUCUCAAGGAUGGACGUCUUUCCUCUCAGGAAUUCAAUAUUCCAGUCUCCUGCACUUUGCCUGGUGGAUAUCUGCUCACUAAAGAACCUUCAUCCACCAAAAAUGGCUCAGAUGUGAAAUGGGUGGAUGGGGGAAAGACAAUCUUCAAAGUGUCUACCUCGGUGCUUUCUACAGUUUAUACUCAGGAUCCCCAUCUGAGCUGCUUCUUCCAGCAGUGCCAAAAGCGAGAAGCAGACCUCUCUCAACCUCCUACCUCAGACUUCCUUAACUGCCUUAAAGGUCUCCUUAAUAUGGAGAAAAUUCAUGUCAUCAUUAGAUUCCUUCCUGUGAUCUUCAACCAGCUCUUCAAAGUGCUAACACAAAACGACACUGAUGAAGUGACUACCAGCACCACCAGGGUCCUGAUCCAUAUCUUAGCUAAAUGUCAUGAGGCGAACCUGAACCACUAUGUGCACUCCUACAUAAAGUUUGUGUUUAAAACUGAAGCAUGCGGCUUCAGAACUGUUCACGAGGAGCUGGCCAAGGGAAUGACCUCUGACCUGAAGAGUAACGAACAGUCGGUCAUCAAGAACAUACUUAAGUUCUCUUGGUUCUUCCUGGAGAUCAUGGUGAAGUCUAUGGCUCAGCACCUAAUGGACUCAGCAAAGCUUAUGCUCCCUCGGCCACAGUGGUUUCCUGGAACCUUCCAAAGUCGACUGGAGACUCUGAUCAUGACAAUGUCUGAUCACAUCUUCUGGAAGAAUAAAGAUCUGGCCGAGGAAACACGCAGCGCCAAUAUGGCCAUAGCAGCCUUUGUGAAGCGAUGCUUUACACUCAUGGACAGAGGUUUCACCUUCAAACUGAUCAGCAACUACAUUAACAUGAUCACAGCUAGUGACAAUAAGAUGCUGUGUGAGCUGAAGUUUGAAUUCAUAAGGGAAGUGUGUAACUAUGAGCACUACAUCCCGCUUAGUCUGCCCAUCCCCUCUGCACGAAUCACAGAUAAAGCAUCACUGGAAACCAGAAGUGCUCAUGUGGACAUUCCUGAGUACAGUCUGACAGAAGAGUUCUGCAGGAAACAUUUUCUCACAGGGUUGUUGUUGAGAGAGCUGGGACUUGCUCUGCAAGACGAACAGGACCUGAGACAUUUUGCCCUGGCCUGCUUGAAGAAUCUCAUGGCCAAACACUCACUAGACUCCCGCUAUGCCGUAAAGGAGAAACAGGCACGGAUAGCCUCUCUGUACCUUCCUCUGUAUGGACUGAUACUCGACAACAUGCCUCGCUUUUUCCUCAGAGAUAUCUUUCCAAUCUGCCUGACUGCUAGUGAUCAGGGUUCCAGAGAGGAUGUAAGUGUCGGAGGAGUAUUAGCAAGUCAGAUGGCCCACGCCUUGCGCCACGGCAACUCAAUGGAUGCAUCCUUCUCCAAGGAGGUUCUCAACUCCAUUACAGCUUUUUCCUCAUUGGCUGUAUCAACUGCCAACAAUACAGACUCCAGAGGUUCCCUCAUCAGUAUUGAGUCGAACCCCAGCAAUAGUGACCGGAACAGUGAGAAGAUGGAUGGAUGUGAAAAGUUUGCCAGGCCUCAGUCUCUCAUUGGUUUUGGCUCUCGCUUUGACAAACUGGACCAGGCAGAGACCAGAAGUCUGCUCAUCUGUUUCCUGCACAUUAUGAAGACCAUUUCAGAGGAGGUGAUGGUUUCAUACUGGCAACGAGCGAUUCACCAGGAGAUUAGUGAUUUCUUCAACAUCCUGGAAUUAUGUCUCCAACACUUCAGAUUCCUUGGAAAGCGUCACAUUGCCAGGAAGUUAGCAGCUGCAGUUAAGCUGGCUCAGGCCACGCAGAACAAUGGUACCCUGAAGGGGUCUAACACAUCCUCGCAGUCUUCAGGGCUACUUCCCCAAUGGAUGGUCUCUGCUCAGGAUGGGCACAGGCAUGCCCGCUCGCAGACCAUGCCCAUCAUCAGGGGUAAAAACGCCCUCACCAACCCCAAACUAUUGCACAUGAUGGAGACAGACGGAAAUGUUCCUGAGGGAGAAAAUUUGAGCCCUACAGACAUUGAGGCAAAUCUCUCUACUGAAGUUGCCCUCACUGUGUUGGAUAUUCUGGGUCUGUUUGUUCAACAUCACAAGAAACAGUUGCAGCACGAUGAAGGGCAAAACUCUCUGAUGAAGAAAGUGUUUGACACAUACCUGCUGUUUUUCCAGAUCAAUCAGUCCACUAGCACCCUCAGACAUGUGUUCACAGCUCUGCGCCUCUUCAUCCAGAAGUUCCCAUCUGCGUUUUUCCAGGGUAAAGCAGAUCUGUGUGGCAGUCUGUGUUGUGAGAUUCUGAAGUGUUGUAAUCAUCGCUCAAGCUCCACACAGACUGAAGCCGCUGCGCUGCUCUACUUCCUCAUGAGGAGGAACUUUGAGUUUACAAAGGGCAAGUCCAUCGUCCGCUCACACCUGCAGGUUAUUAAAGCUGUAAGUCAGCUGAUCGCAGAUGCAGGUAUCGGUGGCUCACGCUUCCAGCAAUCUCUUGCCAUUAUCAACAACUUUGCCAAUGGAGAUGCACCACUUAAAAACACAACAUUCCCCACUGAGGUGAAGGACCUGACCAAGAGGAUUCGCACUGUGCUUAUGGCCACAUCUCAAAUGAAAGAACAUGAAAAAGACCCAGAGAUGUUGGUGGACCUGCAGUACAGCCUCGCCAACUCCUACGCCAGCACACCUGAGCUUAGACGCACCUGGCUGGAGAGCAUGGCCAAGAUCCACGUUAGGAAUGGAGACUUAUCUGAGGCCGCCAUGUGCUAUAGCCACAUCUCAGCCCUUAUAGCAGAGUCAUUGAAGAGGAGAGGUUACUGGAAGCCUGAGAAGGGUCGGAUCUCAAGUGUGAGCAAAGACGAAGCCUGUGUAAUUAACUGUAGCCCCUUACUAACUCCCCAAGAUGGAGAAACAUCAUUCAGUAUGGGAUGGGCUGCCUUCAUGAACAUCUCUCCUAAUGUUAAAGAAGAGGGAGCGAUGAAAGAAGACGCUGGUACUCAAGACACUCCUUACACUGAGGACACACUGGUGGAACAGUUGGAGAUGUGUGUGGAUUAUCUGUGGAAGUCUGAGAGAUACGAGCUCAUUGCAGACAUCAACAAACCUGUCAUAGCAGUCUUUGAGAAGAGACGAGAUUUCAAGCGGCUAUCCGAACUGUAUUACGACAUUCACCGCUCAUACCUGAAGGUGACGGAGGUUGUGAACUCUGAGAAACGUCUGUUUGGUCGAUACUAUCGUGUGGCUUUCUAUGGACAGGGGUUCUUUGAGGAAGAGGAGAGUAAGGAGUUCAUCUAUAAGGAGCCAAAGCUCACAGGACUGUCUGAGAUCUCUCAGCGGCUCCUUAAACUCUACUCUGACAAGUUUGGAGCUGAUAACGUCAAGAUGAUCCAAGACUCCAAUAAGGUGAACCCUAAAGACCUAGACCCCAGAUUUGCCUACAUCCAGGUGACUUAUGUAGUGCCUUAUUUUGAUGAGAAGGAACAGCUGGAGAAGAAGACUGACUUUGAGCGGCAUCACAACAUCAACCGCUUUGUCUUUGAGACACCUUUCACUCUGUCUGGAAAGAAACACGGAGACGUGGAGGAGCAAUGCAAAAGAAGAACCAUCCUGACCACGAGCUCUAGUUUCCCAUUCCUGAAGAAGCGUAUCGAGGUGGUGGAACAGCAGAGUACAGAGAUGAACCCUAUCGAGGUGGCCAUAGAUGAAAUGAGCCGGAAAGUGUCUGAACUCAAUCAGCUGUGUAACAUGGAUGAGGUGGACAUGAUCCGCCUCCAACUCAAACUACAAGGCAGCGUCAGUGUGAAGGUGAAUGCAGGGCCCAUGGCCUACGCCAGAGCAUUCCUUGAGGAGAAAAAUGCCAAAAAAUACCCUGACAACCAAGUGAAACUCCUGAAAGAGAUUUUCAGGCAGUUUGCAGAAGCAUGUGGUCAGGCUCUGAAUGUAAAUGAGCGUUUAAUAAAAGAAGAUCAGCUGGAGUAUCAGGAAGAGAUGAAAGCUCACCAUAGAGACAUGCUCACUGAGCUCUCCGCCAUCAUGAACGAACAGAUUUUGCACACAAGGCUGCCAGGAACUGAAAGACAAAAUGCCUUCUGAGCUGCCAGAAAAUUAUUUGGAAACUGCUCACACACAGAUGGACAUUUGAUCUAAAUUGGCUGCCAAGUACUCCCACUGGCCACCGCUGUUGGACUUCCUGUUUUUAUGGCUAUAGAGAGAGUAACUGAAAUUACAGGGAAUAGAAGAUUCAAGUUACUGAAAGUGUUUUUUGAGAAACAUUGGAUUCCUGUGGAUGAAGGCUGUGUCUUGCCUGCUUUGCACCUCACACUCACACACAAACAUAUACACAUCAACAUAAACUGACUUAUACCAUUUUUAAUAGCAUAAUAGCAUCAAAUUCACAUAUGCCUUCUUUUCUAGAUUGUAUUCUUUUAAAAAAACAGUGUCCUUAAUUAACUUUUUGUGUGUUCAACAAAGCAAAUCUCUUGUAACAAAUAUUUUAGAGGGCUAUCACUUUAUUGCAUCCCUUAGUGAGUGUUUUACUGACAUUGUCAAUGCUGUCCCACAAAGGCAAAAUGCAGUAACUACUGUACAACACUGAAACUGAGAAAAAUGACUUCAAAAGUUUUUUGGUUUUAGUGUGGAUUUUGUAGUAACUAUAAUUUGUGUAGUAACUAGAAUUUUCAUUUUCUCUAUCUGAGCGGAUCAUAGUCUCGGAGAUCUUUUUCGGUCAUAACCUUUUGACAUUUUUGACAAAAUGUGUAGUUACUGUGUUUUGUCUUUGCAUGGCAUUAUGGUUAUCAUGUUUUAUUAUUUGCAUUCCAUAUAGUCUUGUUGAACACAUCUCUAGUUCUUGAGUGAAUGUAGAGCUGUUUCAGUGUUCUAACAUUCAGAAAAUCAUUUUACAAACACAAAUGUGCUGUUUUAUAACAUUUUUUAUGAUUGACAAUGUGUUACUGUUAUUUCCUGUAAAUUGUAAAUAAAAAUAAUUAAUAUUUAAAAUGUUUCUUUUAUAUAGUAUGAAUAUUAAAAAAAUUAUAUGUGAUUGUGUCAUUUUUUAAAACAGUGAAUAAAAGAACAAUGCCUUUAUAAAUACAGUAUAACAUGAACUAAAAUGUCUAUGUCCAAAAGGGACAAAUGACAUU